AUGAGAAUAUUCUUUCUCAUCAAUUUAUUUGUUCAAGUUUCAUUUGUUCAUCCAACGCAUUUCUUUGGUGGAACAAUUACAUAUCGUCCUUACAAUAAUUCCCAAGUCAUUGGUCCAGUUUCCAUCAUAGUGCGUGAACGUUUAUCAUGGCUUCGUAGUCGUUAUUUUCCUUAUUGUUCUCCUGCCACAAUCUCUGCUCAAAGUCCAAUGAUUGGUGAUUACAUGGUUGUAAGUUGUUUGACAGGUUCUUGUGGAUCUCAUUGGACAUAUGGUGUUAUGAAUACAUAUACAUGGUGUACUGAUUAUAGUAUUCCUCUUGAUACUGCUUCCGGAGAAUAUUAUAAUACAUUUUCAAUUCCAAUUAAUGUUGCCUUUAGUAUUGGUUAUGCUUCGUGUUGUUGGCUUGAUCAAUUAGGUGUGGGAUGGGCGGGUUUAGGAUGGAGUGUUGUUGGUCGAAUAAAUACAUUUGUUCGACCCGAUGGAUAUUUGAAUACCAGUCCUGUUGCUGUUACACUUCCAAUAAUUUAUAAACAAACAGCAAUUUCACAUGUUCAUAUUGUUCAAAUGUCUGAUUUUGAUGGCACAGAUAUUUUGAAAUGUCGAUGGUCAACAUCAUCAAGUAAUGUGAAUUCUUGUGAUGAAUGUGAUGGAAUAUGUAAUGGUCUUCCUGGUGGUGUCACUGCCAAUCUUAUUGGAACUAAUUGUACAAUGACAUUUACUCUUGCAACAUCUAAUUGGUACUAUGGAGUCGCUUUACAAAUUGAAGAUUUUUUUAAUAAUGCAGCAUUUUUAGCAAAUACUCCUAUGAGUUCUGUUCCUUUACAAUUUCUUUUCUACGGUUAUGGAAAUUCGGGUGGAUGUUCAUUUGCACCUGAAAUCAUUGGUGAUCGACCAAAUCGAGCUUGUAUCGGUGUCAUGCCCAAUGAUAAUGUCACGGAACGUGUCGUUGUACAAGUGAAUUGUCCUGGAAAGAGUAUUGUUGAUUUUAUUUCAACUGUUCCUCGUGGUAUAACCAAAAGUAGUAUUUUAAAUCCAAGUACUGGUCAGUAUUCAGUAUUUUCAAGUAAUUCGUCUUUACAUAUCUGGAAUAUUUCAGGUGUUUACAUAGUUGUUCUUUCCUGGUUUCCUCGACUUGAUCAAUUUGGUCCUCAAGGUGUUUGUAUGGCAGCAAUUGAUAAUACAAAUAUUCAAUCAAAUCAAUGGUGUAUCACAUUCUUAGUUGGUUUUAGAUCACCUGAUGUUAUUCGACCACAAUUAGUUCAAGGUUCAGCCUCACCUGUUGGAACUGUUUUUCAAAAUCAAACGACUUUCUCCAUUCAAACUUCGAAAUUUGUCAAUCGUCCAACGCGAAACGCAACUUUCAUUUAUUUUCGAAAUGCUUCUGGCGGUGGUUCACUUGUCCAACAAUACGAUUGUGGGUGGGAACCAGAAGUCACAUACACAGGAUAUACCAUUGUUAUUCGAUUUCCAGUUGCUCCAUGGACUCCUGGACAUUUCUUCUAUGUUACUAUGGAUAGUGGUACGACUCAAUCUCAUUUCUCAUUGUUUUCACCAUUCUUUACGAUUGUUCGUGUCAAAGGUAACACAUUGGAACAUACGAUGCACGGCAAAGAUGGAAAACAAUGUGUGGCAGUUCGUUAUGUCAACGAUCAAGGUCAACAACAGAUUGAUAUGAAAUGUGGUUCGGUAGAAGCUCAUCGUUGGUUCAAACGUGUUGAAUAA
Messenger RNA from Adineta ricciae, 1722 nucleotides. The record is from the annotation of a GenBank genome assembly. Lineage: Eukaryota; Metazoa; Rotifera; Eurotatoria; Adinetida; Adinetidae.